This is a messenger RNA of Miniopterus natalensis, 7352 nucleotides long. RefSeq names its product sorting nexin family member 30 (gene SNX30). The record is from RefSeq and is a predicted model, not a curated record. Lineage: Eukaryota; Metazoa; Chordata; Mammalia; Chiroptera; Miniopteridae. Gene Ontology annotation, molecular function: phosphatidylinositol binding. Gene Ontology annotation, biological process: endocytic recycling; protein transport; reticulophagy. Gene Ontology annotation, cellular component: early endosome; phagophore assembly site.
CCGGGCGGUGCUCGCCAUGUCGGGCGGGCUCCCCAAGGCCCUGCCGUCCACGGGGCCCCACUCCCUGCGCGACAUGCCGCACCCGUUGGCGGGCUCCAGCAGCGAGGAGGCCGUGGGCGGCGACAGCACGCCCAGCCCGGACCUGCUGAUGGCCCGCAGCUUCGGCGACAAGGAUCUCAUUUUGCCCAACGGUGGUACUCCAGCAGGCACUUCGAGUCCAGCCUCGUCAUCCUCCCUUCUCAACAGACUCCAGCUUGAUGAUGACAUCGAUGGUGAGACCAGAGACCUCUUUGUCACGGUGGAUGAUCCCAAGAAGCACGUCUGUACAAUGGAGACCUAUAUCACGUAUAGGAUCACCACCAAAAGCACUCGGGUGGAGUUUGACCUGCCAGAAUAUUCUGUGCGUCGCAGAUACCAGGAUUUCGACUGGUUGAGGAACAAACUGGAAGAAUCGCAGCCCACUCAUCUCAUUCCCCCGCUUCCUGAGAAGUUUGUGGUGAAAGGUGUUGUGGAUCGUUUUUCAGAAGAGUUUGUGGAGACCAGAAGAAAAGCUUUGGAUAAAUUUCUAAAAAGGAUUACGGAUCAUCCUGUACUUUCUUUCAAUGAACACUUUAAUGUUUUCCUUACUGCUAAGGACCUGAAUGCCUACAAGAAGCAAGGGAUGGCAUUGCUGACCAGGGUGGGCGAGUCGGUCAAGCAUGUCACUGGAGGCUACAAGCUGAGGAGUCGGCCUCUGGAGUUUGCAGCCAUAGGCGAAUACUUGGACACGUUUGCACUCAAACUGGGAACCAUAGAUCGGAUAGCCCAGCGGAUCAUCAAAGAAGAAAUAGAGUACCUUGUAGAGCUGAGAGAAUAUGGACCCGUGUACUCCACGUGGAGCGCUUUAGAGGGGGAGCUGGCGGAACCCCUGGAGGGCGUGUCAGCGUGCAUCGGCAACUGCUCCACUGCCUUGGAAGAGCUGACAGAUGACAUGACGGAAGACUUUCUGCCCGUGCUCAGGGAAUACAUUUUAUACUCUGACUCCAUGAAGAGCGUGCUGAAGAAGAGGGACCAGGUGCAAGCAGAGUACGAAGCCAAACUGGAAGCCGUGGCUCUGAGAAAGGAAGACCGCCCCAAGGUGCCCGCAGACGUUGAGAAGUGUCAGGAUCGGAUGGAGUGCUUCAAUGCCGACCUGAAAGCCGACAUGGAGAGGUGGCAGAACAACAAGAGGCAGGACUUCCGGCAGCUGCUCAUGGGCAUGGCUGAUAAGAACAUCCAAUACUAUGAGAAGUGCCUCAUGGCGUGGGAGUCGAUUAUUCCACUUCUGCAGGAGAAGCAAGAGGCCAAGUGAGGUCCUUCUUGGGACUGAGACUCUUCUACCUACACAGGGCAUGUCAUCCCAUCCUGGAAUGUCCCUGCCGUGCCAGAGAGGAGGCACCGAGCAAACCACCACAGGGACAUCUCUCCUCGUGUACCUCUUUCCUUCCCCACCUGCCUUUGUCUGACAGUUGUUUUCACUUAGUAUUUAUUCCCCGGUGGAGGCUGUAAGGCUAUAUUCAUCUCUCAGUGAAAGAAGCCGACCUCUGCGCUGUGGAGGGACCUAUGAAACUGAACACUACGAAGAUUCGAGAGUGAGGGACCAGACAUCCUCAGCUGACAUUCUGACAUCUCAUUACAGUAUCCUUUUCUGGGACAGUGGAGCUGCCUGUUGAAGAAGAGAAUCCAGGUCCUGCUUUCCCGGGAUGUGAGGAAAGCAUGGAUAGGAGGUCAUUCUUGCUUUCUGUGGCUACACGGCAGCUCUGCUACUGACCUCUGUGGGCACUGAUGUCCAGCCUGGAAGGAGGGACCUUAAUGUACAGUGGCCUGUAGCUGUGAGUGUGGCCUGCUGCCUGUUUGUGAUGAGUGACACCUGUUUGAUGGUCUCUGGCUCACACAGGACCAUUUAAAUCAGUGUCUAAAUGCAUCUGAGCUGGAGCAAGUGAGCCAGUGUCCUUGUCCUCACAUGAUGCCUCGGGGAGCUGGGGGACAGUGCUCCCCAAAGUUGUUUCUGACACUAGAAUGCGGUAGAUUGAAAACUGAAAACUGUUUUUGUGUAAAAUGAAAAAAGGUGCAUUUUUCUCCAUGACGUCCUUCCAUGUUUUGCUUGUUAAAUGUCAUCAGAGUAGAAAUUAGGCCUGUUAGGGUGGAGCUAUUGUCUCCAAGUCAGAGUAGCUCCCCUGUUGUUCAGAUCUUGGGGCAGAAACAAAGCCCCACCUCCCACGUCUGCUUUCUGCAAUUGCCUUUACCUCACCAAAAAUUCCGAGUUUAAUGUUUCCUAUGGUGUCCACUGAAUGCUUGGGCAACGUGUUGGUGAGAGGCUGGUGUGUUGUUAUGACACAGUAGAAAUUUUGCAAACUCAGUAUGAAUGUCCCACAUGAAGUGCUUUAACCCUCAGUAUUUCCUGAUCAAGAGGAAAAGCCAGUCUCUGGUUGGGCCUCCACGAUGACAUGGGCAACGGCGAACUCUCUGCUUCCAGCUGAGCUAAAGCCUAUUUGUAGCCAAAUUCCUGGGGCCUGCUGGCUGCAUCUAAAGUCUUUAUUCCAAGCUAUUACCAGGUUUACUUUUCAAAUCAACAUAAAACUUGCAGGAAAAGAUCUUCCAACUCAGUUUUUCCUUCUCCUGAAAUGAAGCUACAUAUGUCACGUUUGCGUGCUUUCCUGUGGCUCAUCCCUCUAAAAUUAGAAAUCUGAGCCUUCAACAAGUGGUAGUAUUUUCUUUUUUUUAAUGAAGCAGCUGUGUGGAGACACCACUGCAUGUGGAAGUUUACCUGCAGGCACCACCCGCACAGCAUGUUGAAGUCACUCCAUCCCACAGCCGAUGGCAGAGCUGACCUUGUGUCAGCCAUGGGGUGGUGCUGUCGGGGCAGCAACUGGACACCACAGGACAGUUUGGUUCUGUUUCAUCGUGUUUGAAAAAGUCGCAGUUUAAAUGAUAAUUUUUAUAUCAAUGGGUACUUGAGUCCACUGCUAGACCCCAUUCAUACUAAUUGAUGUGAAUUUUCAGUUUGGUACGAUUAGAAAUGAUUCAUUGAAGUAGAUGGAUAAGAACAGUCCGUCUACCCUGAGGGUCACUCAAUGCUUCAUUCUACCUCUAAACCAUCACGUUGGUGUGGGCGUGGGUGCCCGGGUCCAGCCUGACCGCUUGCUGGUGGAAUUGGGGUGGGUUGAUGGCCCUCUGUUGAUAUUUGGUAGAAGACAGUAGACUGGCCCAGCAGCGAGCACUCAUCUUUGGGAAUGUGUGAAGUCUUGCCUUAUGGAAUGUGUGCUUUAAAAAUGUUGCCUAGUGUCAUGAAUACUUGGAAAGAACUAUGGCAGGAGUUACAAGAAGACUAGAUGCUAGUCUGCUGCUAGUUGCCAAGGCCCAGGGACGUUUCUGUGUAAGGGUUAGUUGGGAAAGAAGGCAGCCCUUCAAAAGUCAUCAGGUUCAUCGCUGGGACAUUUGGAGAAAGGAGUAGGAUCCACAGACAUCCCUGCACAUUAUUAGAGGCGGAAGAGUAGCUCUGAAACAAUUUGGCCAUCUUUGGAUUUUGUCUUCCUCUGUUCAGUCCCCAUGUGAUGUUCCUGUGCUUAAGACACCAGAGAGCGGGAACAAGGCAAAUUGCCCUUCUCUCCCCGCAUGCCAUUGGUUGCAGAGCUGGGAAAAGCAGUAUGUUGCAGACUUCCUUGGAGAAACGGUCUGGGCUGGCAUCUGAUAAGGUUAGGAGGCAGGACCAGAAGGAAAGGGACAGCAGGCAGGGAAGAAGGCUCUCCAGUCCUCCCCAGGGCUCCCUUGGGCCCCUGAGGGUCAGCAGCCCCAAGCAUUUGCCUCUUCAGCUCAAUCAGCACAAGGGUGGUUGAUCCCCUGGGAGACGUGUAACUCAGAGACUUCUGUGCCAAAGACUGCCUCAUAGAGGCUUUAUAACCCCAUCCUUGGCUCCACAAAGCCGUGGUGCUGAGAUCACCGACUCUUAUCUUGUAUUUAUUUUUCAGGAAAUUUUUGCUUGCAGAUGGGCCUUACCUUGCGCAGACAGACAUAGGCAGGUUUUGAGGCUUGAGCACAUGGCAGUGGAGUAGAUAGGCAUCCCUGUCAGCUGCCCCCGGGCCUGGGAAGUGAAAGGUUUCAUUGACCCAGGUUAAAAAUUCAGGCCAAGGCAGAAGAGAGAAUUCCUAGAAACAGAGCAGAUUUUAGAGAGCAAAUGAUGUUGAAGAGAGCAGUUGUGACGGGUAGCAGAUGCCCACAGUGCUCUUCCUUAUCAUGUGGUGGGCCUACAGGAAGAUUUUAGGCUAUUCUGCAAGGAACCACUGCCACUGAUGGAGGAGGAACAUCCUACACAGCCAGGUUCUGGGUCAGGAUUUCUUGAAUAAGACGUAAUGAUGAUUCCUGGUGAGCUCAGAUAAGUGCGAUUAUGGAGGCGAUUUGCUUGUAUUUCACUGUGCUGCUCCUUGAACUCACCAGACACCUUUCUUUUACUGAAAUAACAUAACCCAGCACCACGCUGGGGAUCGUGGUGAAUGUAACGUAAUCUUGUCUUCAUGCCAAAUUCCAGCCACAUCCUGAGCGUGUCUGACAUGUUGAAGCGAAUGUGUUUUCUUAGUCGCUGCCCAUGUGGGAAAUCUAAGUGCACACCUGCUGCUGGCUUCUUGUGAGGCUGCCUUUUGUGAUGAACGACAGGAAGUUCUGCUUCACAGGAGGGCAUCCUGGCCCUGUGACAGCCUGCAAGUGGAGUUUCUCUGAGGACCGUUUCAGUCCAAGAAAUACCCAGAGUUUGUGUGACUGGGCCCUGCAGUUGAGAGCAUUGAAACCAUGGGCACCUGGCUCUGUUUUGCCACCAUUCAUUGGAGAGCAGGACAGUCAUUCUCUAUACUCUAUCCCGACUGGUGAGAGAGGAGGCACACCGGGGCCCAGGGCGACCUCCCAGGUCUGUGUUGGGCUCAUCUGUUUGGGUCUUGGGAUGGGUUAGGGCUGCACUAAACGGUGCUUCUGCUCAGAAAAUGGGCUGCCUGUGGUCAGGGCGGGCCCACCAUCCUGGACUCCGCCUUCCUAGACGCCUACUUUAAAGGCCUGUGGAAACCGGGUAAUCUAAUUACAAGGCUGGGGUAACACUGCUUUGGUCAUCCCCGUUUACACAGUGAUGUCGGGAAUCGGGGUUUGCCUCUUACUUUCAAAAGUCUUCAAGAUGGUGACAGGUUGGACAAGCCCUCUCACUCCUUAUGUUUUCUCUGUUUGGAUGGCAGGUGGCAUUUGCCAGUAAAUUUGAGGAAAACUUCAUCCCCUGGGCCAGACAAAUUGAGCUGGGUGUGCUGGAGUUGUCCUUUUCCUUGUGGUUUUUUAAAAAUUCAGUGACUAAACCAGAAACUCAGUAUUCGAUCAGCCCACCCAGUAGGUGGUUGGCUUUUAUCUGAAGGACGCCUGUCUCCCCACAGCUGCACAGAUCUGAGACUGCAUCAGAAAAGGCGGGGAGGGGCUGUUGCAGGGCAUUGACCGUUCUUUCUUAAUCCUAUGUGUUUGAAAUGCUUUCUGGGUACAGCUGGCUAACCCCUUCUGUGUGGCCGAGAAAUAUGUUAUCCAGGUGGUUUUUACUACUAUAGAGAGCCUGUAAAUAAGGGCUUUGAAAAAAUAACAUUAACAAACCAGUAAGAUUAUUUGUCUCAGACAUACACGUUCUGUGUACUUAGCACUUGCAGAUCAACAAAUUCAGACUUUGAAAAAUGCCACAGACUGUUAAAAGCCUGACUCUACUUUUUUGAGAAUUUGUCAACACCUGUUAAAAUGCCUUAUUCUUCAACGAGCACUUUUUAGAUUCUGGAUAAAAAAGAGUUUUUAGAAAUGUAGUCAGUUGUUCAGCUUAAAUGCCAGAGGUCUAACAUAGCCAGUGCUCAGUCCUCUUAAAGAAACAGGCAAGAAGGUGAGGCUCAUAACUAGGGCUGCCUUUUGGGAGGAGAAAGCUAAGUAUUGCUAUUGCCAAAUGAUGUUUUUGCUAAUGUAAGGAAACACAGGGACCACAGAACCUUUUUUUUGUCUGAGAGUGUGGAAGAUUAAUUUCUUGCCUGUUGGCACACUUUUGAUUGUGGAGGAGAUAGGGCAUCAGCAUCGACAAAUCACAUAGAUACAAAGAGCUCUAUAGAUUACGACAAUAUUAAAGGUUUACCCUGAUUCUGCAGAGCAGCUCUUUAAGAGAUACUGUGGGGGCCUCAGGGCAGCACAUUUUAGAAAGAAAUUCUCCACAGGUUGAAAUGCCAAAAACAUAAAACAUGUUGUGUUGACUCACGUAACUUAGUCCAUUUUAACAGAGUGCUUUCAGUGGAGACCAGUGACUGAGUCGUGCGCCUGCUGUGCGCUCACCGUGGGAUUCUGGCUCCCUGGGAGGCAGGUGAGAGCAGGCAGCCCCUGUCAGCACCCGUUUCACAGGCUGGCUCGCAGGCCCAGACCAACCCUCCAGUCACAAACCGGAGAGAAGAAGGGGAAUUGCUUUUUCCUCGGUGUGGAAAUGGCGAUAGAAGUAGAUUGCAAACAAAAAUGUGACUCAUUGUGUUGCAAUGAUGCCCGUGUCAGCUGGGCCUCCAUCAAAUACCAAACCAGCAGCUCUGAACAGUGAGCACCGUUCGCCUGGACGCCUUUGAGGUUUGGGUCCUGGCCAGCAGGUGCCCUGUCCGUUGUCCUCCUGCGUGCCUGCUCCCUUGAUGUCUGUGGGCUGGGAAUGCAUGGAGAAGUGAUGUACGCCUGACAGUGUUCCCACGAAAUAAACUGCCAGCAGACUUUCUAACUUGUAUUUUAACUGUUGAAAAAGAUUUAAAAAAAAAACAAAACUUUUGCUUAGGUCAUGUCCAAAUUAUGGACUGUAUUUCUUAUGUUUAGAAGUCAUUCUUUACAUUUAAAAUUUUUAAAGGGGGGGGAAAAAACCUUCGGAGGUGUUGAUAAAGUCCCCUGUGUAAAUGUGUUCUCUCUCCAAGCUGCCAUUAAGCCAAAUCAAAAGCUGUGAAUAAAAAAUGUGUUCGGGAACGUGUGUCGAUGAGAAAGUGAUUUAUUUACGGAUCAAAGUCUGUUUCACGAAGCUACCAAAUUUUUAAAAGAAUGUCACCUUUUUUCCCUUGUUGUGGAACCGAGAGAUUGUAAAAAGAAAAGAAGAGCUUUUGUUGCAUUUUGGAUGCUGGCACGAGGUUUUUGUCCAUUUUUUUCACAUGUCUGUGUAUAAAAAAUUCUGUCCAUUGUUUACUAUGGGAUUAGUAUUACAUUUUGAGGUAAACAAAAGAAUUUGUAUUGCUUGAUAAACUCUUAGCCUGUAAAUUUCCAAGGUUUCUUUACCUCAAUUAACUUAAAGUAAUGGACCAAUAAACCUAUGAAAGAUGCUUUCUUUA